AAAAGCAAAACUCCCGUACAGUAGGGGGCGCACUUUAGAAGCAAAUCCUUACAGCGCUUUAUAGACACUGCUAGCCUAAUCGCUAACAACAACAGAGGACUCCGAAUAACUAGUAACAAAAAGGGGGCAAACUGCUUCCAUGUCUUAUGUACUGAUGCAGAUGGGCGUUCGGACUGAAGAGUGACGAGUGGAAGUGACAGGUCCUCCUCCUCUUCCUCACCCUCUUACCCCAACACCUUCUGUCACGCUGGCAAUGUCAAGAGUCCCGAGUCCCCCUCCCCCUGCGGAAAUGUCCAGCGGCCCCGUGGCCGAGAGCUGGUGCUACACACAGAUCAAAGUGGUGAAAUUCUCUUACAUGUGGACCAUCAACAAUUUCAGCUUCUGUCGUGAAGAGAUGGGUGAAGUCAUCAAGAGCUCCACCUUCUCCUCAGGGGCCAAUGACAAGCUGAAAUGGUGUUUACGAGUGAAUCCCAAAGGCCUGGAUGAGGAGAGCAAAGACUAUCUUUCGCUCUACCUGCUGCUGGUCAGCUGUCCAAAGGCUGAGGUGCGCGCCAAGUUCAAGUUCUCCAUCCUCAACGCCAAAGGAGAGGAGACCAAAGCCAUGGAAAGCCAAAGGGCAUAUCGUUUUGUCCAGGGGAAGGACUGGGGGUUUAAGAAGUUCAUUCGCAGAGACUUUCUCCUUGAUGAAGCCAACGGUCUUUUACCUGAUGACAAGCUCACUCUCUUUUGUGAGGUUAGUGUGGUGCAGGACUCGGUCAACAUCUCGGGGCAGAACACCAUGAACAUGGUGAAGGUGCCUGACUGCCGACUAGCAGACGAGCUGGGGGGUCUGUGGGAGAAUUCCCGCUUCACUGACUGCUCCCUGUGUGUGGCUGGUCAGGAGUUUCAGGCCCACAAAGCCAUCCUGGCAGCACGGUCUCCUGUAUUCAGUGCCAUGUUUGAGCAUGAGAUGGAAGAGAGCAAAAAGAACCGUGUGGAGAUUAACGACGUGGAGCCCGAGGUGUUCAAAGAGAUGAUGUGCUUCAUUUACACAGACAAGGCUCCCAACCUCGAUAAGAUGGCUGAUGACUUGCUUGCAGCAGCUGACAAGUAUGCCCUGGAGAGACUGAAGGUUAUGUGCGAGGACGCCCUGUGCACUAGUCUCUCUGUGGAGAACGCUGCCGAGAUCCUCAUCCUGGCUGAUCUGCACAGUGCCGACCAGCUGAAAACACAGGCUGUCGACUUCAUUAACUACCAUGCUGCGGAGGUCAUGGAGACGGCAGGUUGGAAGUCCAUGGUCGCAUCUCAUCCUCACCUGGUGGCUGAAGCUUAUCGCUCCCUGGCGUCUGCCCAGUGUCCUUUCCUUGGGCCCCCACGCAAACGCCUUAAACAGUCCUAACAGCCUUGGAGCAAGGCAUACACACGCGCACACACAGACGCACACAUACACACCCACACACAUGGACAAAUUACCCCUUACUGUUACCUAUGACACUACCUACCGUUUCCUCCAAAGUCCCCCCCUUCUGUCCCAUCCAAAACCUGCUGUACUUAGUCUCUUGUGAAGAUGGAAGGAAGGAAGAGGAAGAAAAGUCAUGGUUGGUUGUUGUUUAUGAAAAACUGCAGCACCCCUCCCUUCUUCUUCUCAGCUCCACUGACAUUGUGCUCCUCUGUGUGUGUGAAGAUCUGACCUAAAUCCUUUGAUAUCCUGCCAAGGUCCCGUGGCAUUUGGAAUCCGUUAUGGAGGAGAACUGGACACAACAAUCCAUUAAGAGCCGACCAUCUGGGAAUCGACAAGUGCAGAUAAAUAACGUCUUCAACUGUGUAUUUUUCAGUGAGGCUUCUUUGGAGUUGAGCUGCCAGCGAAGCCCCCCCCUCCCCCCCCCCAAAAAAAACGAACAAACAAACUAAAGGACACACAGGCAUUUGAGGGACUGUUAGUUACAAACUAGAAGCCCCGAGAAAGAUAACAAAAGGGCUAGACAAAAAGGAAGCUAUUGGACAGAAUCAUCAAACUAAUUUUCCCUGAAGAGUUGGGAAACAUUGCACUAAUAUCACAGCUCACCCUUUGUCAACCCUUACCAGCAGUAAAGUAGAAAUGCUGUAGGCAAGCACAUCCUGAAGCUAGCUUCAUGGACUAAAGACCCCAAUGGACCACAGAGAACAAGUUACCCUUUAAGAGAUUUAUCAGUGAACGACAAACCAACAAUGUCAGUCUAUAUCGAACUCUGCUUCACCUGCGUCCGUUUUCAUUUUUCAAGAAGCCAGAAAAGUAUACAGAGAAAUUAUCAGUGCACAACUGGAUGUCUUUCUGAGGGAAUCAUAUUUUUGAUCCGUCUUUGUCGCCCUUGAGAGAAAAUGAAAUCCAAGGUGUCAACAGACAGGAGGAAAAGGUUACAGGACGUUGACAUUCAGUCAGGCAUGUUAAUGUUUUAUGAUGGAUUUCUUACUUGUUUUUCCUCAAAGCUGUUGUUUUAAUUUUAUUUCUUUUUCCAUAAGAAUUUGUAUAGACACUAGUGUUUUUGAAGCCGGGUUUAAAAAAAAAAAGAAAAAAAAAAAAAGGCAUUUUCAAACAUGAGAUUGGAAAAAAAAAAUGGACAGAUGUUUUCUUUGCUGGCAUGAAGACUGAGGGGAAAUUAAAUUGAAUGAACACGUUUUAAUGUUCAGAUUAGUCAGAAUGUAAAAUGCACACCAAACCACCUGAAAUGAAUUUGAAGUUAUUUUAACUUGAUGGAAAAUGGUAAUCAAUAGAAGGAACCUUUGCCGUUUCUUUUCUGUAGAUAUUGCUGGUUAUGAAAA
Molecule: messenger RNA, 2778 nt
Organism: Thalassophryne amazonica
Lineage: Eukaryota; Metazoa; Chordata; Actinopteri; Batrachoidiformes; Batrachoididae
Product: speckle-type POZ protein
Exons: 10
Coding region: 254-1378 (374 amino acids)
Biological process (GO): proteasome-mediated ubiquitin-dependent protein catabolic process; regulation of proteolysis
Cellular component (GO): nucleus; cytoplasm
Molecular function (GO): ubiquitin protein ligase binding
Source: RefSeq, a predicted model, not a curated record